AUGGCCACCACCGUUAUCUCUCCCACAGAGGCCGUGCAAAAUAUGACGCCCAACUACGAGGUCAGGCUCUUGCUCAGCCCAACUGCAGUCCUCAGCUCUAAACAUGAGCUUACGGACACUGUCCUAUCGAGUUUCAAUACAGCCUCGACCACCGCGAUAAACGUGCAGUUCCUCGACACGUGCUCUAAGGAUAUCUAUAAAGCCGACUGGAGCGCCCGCAUACGUAAGACCGAAAACAAGGACGAAUUUGAGCUGACGUAUAAGAAGCGGUAUGAUAUCACGGGUAGCGAUAUUGACGCCGCUCUUACUACGGCCAAUAACGAUGGCUUCGACGCCGGCGACACGAACUAUAAGGCACAAGUCGAAUGGGGAUACGAGAAGAAGACACUCUCAAUCAGCCGCAAGAAAGAUAUACCAUCUACGGAUCGCGGAACAGACUUGCCGGGAAUAGGCAAAUCGCGUAAAAUGCUAAUUGACGAAGCGCCGGGCAAGUUCGACAACUGGCAUCACGACAAAUGGGGCACUAAAGCGUUAGCAAUGUCACGUAUUUUUGGCAAUGUCCUCUUCAGGCGCUCUGUUGGCACGUGGAAUGGGAUAGAGCUUGACCUCGAGGUCUGGCCCAUCCUCAACUUGGCGGGUACGGAAGAUGAGUACAUUGUCGAGGCUUCUUUCAAGACGAAGAGCCGUACGACAGCCCUCGCUGAGCAGAAGAGCUUAGCCGAUUACUUGCAGAGCAAGGGCUGGCUUCUAGCCCAGGACUCGCUAAAGACACAGCUCAUCAUGGAGCGCUACUGA
Molecule: messenger RNA, 795 nt
Organism: Penicillium expansum
Lineage: Eukaryota; Fungi; Ascomycota; Eurotiomycetes; Eurotiales; Aspergillaceae
Exons: 1
Coding region: 1-795 (264 amino acids)
Source: RefSeq, a predicted model, not a curated record